AUGGCUCAUUCUAAGCUUAUAGCAGCUGCAUUGUUGAUUUCACUCUUUGUUGAUCUUGCCUUUUGUGCAAGAUUAGGAAAGACGGUAAACGGUGGUGGUGGUGGAGGUGGAGGAAGAGGUGGUGGUGGCGGCGGUGGUGGAGGGUUAGGUGGGUCAGGUUCGGGAUAUGGUACAGCGGAAGGCUUGGGAUAUGGUGAGGGUGAUGGAGUGCUUGGACGUGGCGGAGGAGGUGGUGGGGGAGGUGGUAGUGGAGGUGGUGGUGGAGGAGGAAAUUCGGGGAGGGGUAGUGGUUCUGGAUAUGGGUCAGGAUAUGGAUCAGGGUAUGGGUCAGGUGAAGUAGUAGGUAAGGGUGGAGGUGGCGGAGGGGGUGGUGGUCGUGGUGAAGGAGGAGGUGGUGGUGGUGGCAAUGGAAAUAAUGGUUCAGGAUAUGGUUCGGGUUAUGGAAGUGGAAGUGGCUCCGGGUAUGGAAGUGGUGGUGGAAGAUCAGGAGGAGGUGGCGGAGGCGGUGGUGGUGGUGGAGGCGGUGGUGGAGGAAAUGGCAAUGGUUCAGGGUAUGGUAGUGGCUCAGGUUAUGGAUCAGGAUAUGGUGGAGGAAAUGGAGGUGAUGAACCUUAA
Molecule: messenger RNA, 615 nt
Organism: Solanum stenotomum
Lineage: Eukaryota; Viridiplantae; Streptophyta; Magnoliopsida; Solanales; Solanaceae
Product: glycine-rich cell wall structural protein 2-like
Exons: 1
Coding region: 1-615 (204 amino acids)
Source: RefSeq, a predicted model, not a curated record